AUGUCGCAACGAAGCGGUCGUUCCAGACGACCACUUAAAUAUCCAAACAAUGUUGUUCUGAAACCAUUUAGCGCUUCAGCUUGGUCAAACGCCAAGGGUAGCCUGAGGAGGCCCCGAGCAAGCGCUUAUAAGCGUGUAGACAUGCAGGUACCCGGACCUUCAAGCGGCGUAACAUCUGAGCAUUUUCAGAAUAACCAUGGUAAUGAGGACUCGAAAUCGCAAAUGUGUUCAGUCUGUGUACAGCGUUCUGGCUGGGAGUUCGUCAAGGAUUUCUUUCUCCGCGAACAGUCACUCCUCAAGCAGAAUGAGGCGUUGAAAACCCAACACGAGAAUGAGCUUCAAGACCUAUACUCGGCACUGGGGGCCAUGAGACUCAGUUAUUACUCGGCGCAAGCUCAUGUUGCCGCACUACAGUCACGACAGAAAGAACUCGAGACAUCCAAUUCCAGUAUUCACAAGCAACAGAUCACACUUGAGAGUGAGCUACAACACCUCCGUCGCCUUCAAUCGGACCUAGAGACCCACGCCUUAGAAGCAAAGGAGACCCACAAUCUCAAUUGUGAGAUGAUCAAACAUCAGAACGAAGAGUUGGAGCGUCGAAGCUCGGAGCUCCAUGCUGCAGAAGCCGCCGCGCGACAACUAGGUGAUAUGAUGAAUGAAGUGGUGUCCGCCAAUGAUUUCGCUGCUGCUUCCUUCAAAGGAGCUGUAAACGUUGCUGACCUGGUUAUGCGGAACAAGUAUCUGGAGUCGGAGAUACUCGACCUAAGAAACGCCCUAGGCCGUCUGCGAGAAGAUGUGCCCUCUCCUAGCGGCGGCGAGUCGAUAUCAGAUUCAGGCUCUUUUCAUUCCUUUGUUCCUCUCCCAGAAGAAGCGAUGAUAUGCAAUCCCGUGGAGGUGUCGAGCGCCUAUGAUCACUGGGAGGAGAGGAGAAUCUACCAUAAGAGCAAACAUUUGCAACCCAAGGAAUUCAGGCUUACACGGAUCUCGCUGGCGAUAUCGCAAUGCUACAAUCAACAUUCCGCUCUGGCAUGGAUCAUGGCGGCCAGAUUGAGAACGACAGGGUAUCAGCUACCGGCUGGGAAGGAUGACCUAACGUUUCGGAUAAUCCUUUCCGAAGCUCUCCCAAAGGGGUUCCAAAGUGGUAGAUAUGAUACACAAUGCAGUGCUCGCCAGUAUAGGCCAAGCAAGGUCAUUUUUGGCCCAACCCUCCUGAUACGCGCCUAUUCUCACCACUCGCUACCAUGGUUCGCAAGAUCAUCGAGCUAUGUUGAUCUUUCAAGCUGUAAACCUUUGGAUUGCUGGUUUUGCUGGGGAAGUCUCCUCACACUCAUUCGUUGA
Pseudocercospora fijiensis CIRAD86 is the source of this 1338-nucleotide messenger RNA. RefSeq lists its product as uncharacterized. The transcript is spliced from 9 exons. The record is from RefSeq and is a predicted model, not a curated record. Lineage: Eukaryota; Fungi; Ascomycota; Dothideomycetes; Mycosphaerellales; Mycosphaerellaceae. The coding region runs from base 1 to 1338 and encodes 445 amino acids.